CAGCCAGGGCGUCACGUGAUCGCGUACGUUCCGCUGGUUAUCGGCUGGCGAGUCAGUCGCGUAUAGUCAAGUCAGCUGUGCGGCGGCCGUUGUAAUGCCCGUGAUGGUGCGGCAAGAGCUGAACUUGAUCAUCGCUCACAGUCCGGAAGGCGGCAAGGGUGGCGGCGAUGGUGGCUCUGUCAACGGCGCCAGCAAACCACGCAGCGGAGGCGCCGCGGCAGCGCGCUCGACGGGCUCGGCGCCCGCCGCGGCCGGAUCCACUCCGCCGCCAGCGGCGGCUGCUGCUCCCGCGACCACCAAUACGCCUUCGGGUCGCACACCGAACUGCGCCCGUUGCAAGAACCACAACAAAAUGGUGUUGCUGCGGGGCCACAAGCGCUUCUGCCCGUACGUAGACUGCGUCUGCGACCGGUGCAAGCUGAUCGCCAAGCGACAGGUGGUCAUGGCCAAGCAAGUGGCACUGCGCCGGGCCCAGGCGCUCGACGAGGCCAUGGGACGCACCGUCAUCGAGGAAGUCGACCCCGAGGAGCUCAAACUGGCCGCGGAGAAUGGAAGCAUGCCACCCGCUGACUGCGUGACGCCCGCCGACGUGAGCCUGACCACGCUACCUUCGCCGUCGCUGCCGCCGUCCCCGUACUCGCCGUCCCCUUCAUCCUCAUCUUCCUCGUCGUCGUCCUUCCCGCUGCCACACUCGCUGUACGGCGCAACGGCCGCUGGCGCUUCACCGUUGUUCGGUGCCGGCGACGCCUCGCCGCCGCUGUUCAUGCCGCUGCCGUUCCCGCUGCCGCCGAGUCCGCACCGGCCGUACGAGCCCUGGACCAGGACGCCGCCCGGCGUGUCGCCUUAUCUCGCGGCGGCUGCAGCAGCCGCCGCUAGUACAGUACCGCCACCGCCUUCGACGACAUUUGCCGGGGCACCGUCAGUGCCGGCUCCCACGACCGCGCCACUUCAUCUUGCCGCGGCCGCUGCAAGACUGCCCAGGCCCAUACCGACCACGACGAUGUCGGCGGCCGCUGCCGCUGCAGCCGCGGCCUCGAGCCCUCCCAGAUACGACACCGUGGCGUCGCUGUCCGGCUCCGUUCCCGCUGCCACCGGGGUAGACGCGGUCGUCACGGCGACCACCCCUGCCGUCGCGGCCACAACCAGCGUUGCGCAAGCGUCCUCGAGCGUCAACUCCUACUCGCCGUCGAUGUACGCGUACGACCGCAGCGCAGCGGCUGCGGCUGCUGCCGCUGCCGCCGCCGCUGCCGGCAUGUCCCUGCACUUCGACCACCACGCCCACCAUCCGAGCAUGCCGCUGUCGUCCUACGCUCCGUCGCUCCUCUGGUGGGACUGAGUGUGUGUCGGGGCUCGUCGGACGUGCUCAUUCUGGUGCUGCGUGUGUUUGUGCGUUUGUCAGCCGCUUGGGACCUACAUGUAUAUUUCUUGAAUUUGAAGCAUGCACGCGAUGAACUGCGGUGGCUUGAAUUUUUUUUUUUUCAAGUAGAAUGCGAGUUUGAACGGUCUUUAUUUUUCUGGCUCGUGACCACGUUGUGCUCUUGUAUUUGCUCACGUUUUCGUUUUCUGGUCCUCGGUGUCGAAACUCUAUUUUAUUUUUAUCCUACCUAUCAGUGCACUGUUAUUCGAGAUUUUUUGUCUAAGUGUCUAGUUAGUGGUGCAAAGUGUAGCUUUUGUUGCCACCAUUUACAUUGUAAAUAUUUAUGUGUAUUCGCAGCGCGAGCAUGUGGUGUUAUUAUUAUUAUUUUAAAAAUAUGAGUUCAUUCUCGUCUCCAGCCGUUAUGUGAUAAUGGCAAUGAGCGUGAAAUGAAGCGAUUCUCCGUAUUCUCAA
Messenger RNA from Rhipicephalus microplus (southern cattle tick), 1828 nucleotides. RefSeq lists its product as uncharacterized. Gene Ontology annotation, molecular function: DNA-binding transcription factor activity, RNA polymerase II-specific; RNA polymerase II cis-regulatory region sequence-specific DNA binding. Gene Ontology annotation, cellular component: nucleus. Lineage: Eukaryota; Metazoa; Arthropoda; Arachnida; Ixodida; Ixodidae. Gene Ontology annotation, biological process: sex differentiation; regulation of transcription by RNA polymerase II. The record is from RefSeq and is a predicted model, not a curated record.